Molecule: messenger RNA, 1347 nt
Organism: Clavispora lusitaniae ATCC 42720
Lineage: Eukaryota; Fungi; Ascomycota; Pichiomycetes; Serinales; Metschnikowiaceae
Gene: EHT1
Product: medium-chain fatty acid ethyl ester synthase/esterase
Biological process (GO): medium-chain fatty acid catabolic process; medium-chain fatty acid biosynthetic process
Molecular function (GO): acetylesterase activity; monoacylglycerol lipase activity
Source: RefSeq, a predicted model, not a curated record
AUGUAUCUCGGUAAUAUCCUCGGCAUAAUCCCACGCGCAAAUGCCGAGGAUCUUUUUUUCUUUCUUCCAUCAACAAUGUCUGGUUUUUGGAAAUGGGGCUUUCGUGCCUCUGUUGAUUGUAUUACCAGUGAACCUUCAGCUCCGCCAGUGAUCGCUGAUUCGGUUAACUUCUAUGAUUUUGUUCAUACCAAACUCAAGACGAUUGACACCAAGUCCAAGUUAUGGUUGAACCCAUUGCUUUUCAAUGGAUCCUUGCAAACUUUAUAUUAUGCGAUGCAUAACUCAGACCAAUUUAGCGUGUAUUAUGGACGUGAAUUGUUUCAAUAUAAUGAUGGCGGUCAGUGUUCCUUGGAUUGGGUGAUUCCAGAGCCACUGUCUAAAGAAGAGUUUACCAAACUUUACAAGGAAACACUUCCGGAGAAUUCCCCACGUCUCCACCCAAGGACAAGAUUUUUCACUUCUAAAGAGUUGGAGAGCAAAACAGCGCACGGGCAGACUCCUGAGUCAACAGACCCUAUUUGUGUCGUUUUGCAUGGUUUGGCAGGAGGAAGUCACGAGCCUUUGAUCCGCAACUUGGGCCAAUGCUUGCAACAGAGCCCUUCUAACUGGGAUAUUGUCGUAGUAAACUCUCGUGGCUGUUGCAGAACGAAGAUUACCACAGGCAAGCUUUUCAAUGCAUUAUCGACUUCCGAUUUGGAAGAUGUUUUAAUUGAGUUGAAGAAACGGUACCCAUCGCGCCCAAUCUAUGCUGUGGGUUUCUCUUUUGGUGCAGUUUUAUUGGCGAACUACUUGGGUGAAGCUGAGGAGAAGGCAAAGUCUAUGUUGAAAGCAAGUGUGCUUAUUGGCUGUCCUUGGGAUAUGAGUGCCGCAGCACACCAUAUUGACAGUUCUCUUACUGGCCGGUACUUAUUCAAUCCAAGCCUUACUCAGUUCUUGAACAAACUUGUUCGGGCCAACUUGAAGGAAUUGCGCAGCCACGUUCCAGAGCUAUUUUCCGAAGAAAUAGUGGAGAAAGCCAAGAAGGCCAAGAAAACGUAUCAGUGGGACGACCUAAUCACCUGUAAGACCGCGAACUUUGACAAUGCCUGGGACUAUUAUGAUGCUGGAUCACCAAUCAGGCGUAUUGACAAAAUCAAAGUGCCCACUCUUAUCAUCAAUUCGACGGAUGACCCUGCAGUGGAUCCUGCAUUACCAAGAGAAGAGGUUAAGGCGAACCCAAACUUGGCAUUGGUUGAAACCAACUUGGGUGGCCAUUUGGGCUUUGUCAAAUACUCAGGAGAGUUCUGGUGCGUGGAAGUAGCUGAAGACUUCUGUGACCAGUUCCACGUGCUUACAACUCACGCUUAG